Messenger RNA from Brassicogethes aeneus, 2321 nucleotides. NCBI's taxonomy places the organism in Eukaryota, Metazoa, Arthropoda, Insecta, Coleoptera, Nitidulidae. The record is from the annotation of a GenBank genome assembly.
GGUCAUUCGUUAAACAACAUUAAAAACGUGUUUAAGAUGUAGUGUUGUAAGUAUGUAGCCUAAUUGUUGUAAUUAUUCGGGUAAAAUAUGCAUGAAAGUGAAAGAUGUUGGUUAGAACUACCAACAUAACGUAAAUAAGCAGAACAACGAUGGCUGCUAACAGUAUAUUUUUAUAAAAAUUAGUGGAAAUUAACAAUGGAAAAUGAGGACGAUAAUAAUGUGGACACCAGCGAGUUUGAGGAGAUCGAAGAGUUGAGUUCGAAACGUUACAGAUUGCCGCGUAAGCAGAAAAUUACGUCUAAAAAAGUUUGUGCCAAAGAGGAGAGAAAUGCAUCCAUAAAAAAGAUAUCAAUUAUUCUGCAAAAACCACUUCAAGAGCGAAGCUUCGAAGAAACGGAGGUGUUGAAAGGAUGCAGCGUCGAAGUGGAAGAAGCGCAAGAAAGAUUAAGAAAGCGCACGGAAGCCAAGAGACGUCUGGAAGAGAUCGAAGACCCCGAAGAGGAGCUAAGAUACAAAUGCCAAAUAUUAGCCCAGGCGAUUGCGCAGUCGCAACACCUGGUCGUGUAUACGGGCGCCGGCAUCAGCACUGCGGCCGAGAUACCCGACUACAGGGGGCCCAACGGUAUCUGGACCAGGCUGCAGAAAGGAAAGGAUAUUGGGGACCACGACCUCACGCUAGCCAAACCGACCUUCACCCACAUGGCUCUCUCGGAGCUGUACAAACGUAAAAUACUCAAAUACGUGGUUUCGCAAAACUGCGACGGCUUGCACUUGCGCAGCGGACUACCGAGGACCGCGCUGUCCGAGGUGCACGGCAACAUGUACAUCGAGGUGUGCAAAGCGUGCAAGCCGCACAGAGAGUACUUGAGGCUUUUCGAUGUAACGGAAAACACGGCCAGAUUCUCUCACAAGACCUACCGGAAGUGCUACGAGUGCAAUUCCGCGUUGGUCGACUCCAUAGUGCAUUUCGGGGAGCGUGGCAGUUUGGCGUGGCCUCUGAACUGGUCGGGGGCGUGCAAAAACGCCAAAAGCGCCACAACUAUUCUCUGCUUGGGCUCGAGUCUUAAAGUGUUGAAGAAGUACCCGUGGCUGUGGCAGAUGGACAAGCCCGCAAAAAGGCGGCCAAAUUUGUACAUUGUGAACUUGCAGUGGACCCCUAAAGACGACUGCGCGAACGUUAAAAUACACGGUAAAUGCGACGAGGUUAUGAAGUUGGUUAUGCAGAUGUUGGGGGUUAAUGUUGCCGCCUACGACGAAGCAAAGGAUCCUAUUUUCGCGCACGCCACCGAUUUGGACGAUUUAGAGUUGCACACGACCACGCAACCGCAACUAAAGUCGACCAAAAUGAAAGAAAAAAGCGACGACGUCAAGUUGGAGUCGGUUGAUAAAGAGGAUAAAGACUGCCCCAAAAGUAAUAAAGAUCUCUCGGAACCGGUAAAUUCUCCUGCACCCGCCUGUGAUAACUCUAAAAGUAGCUAUAGUAACAACUCGCCUGCACGUCUUCCUAGCGCAGCUAAACUCACCAACAACUCGUCCUCGUUCUCCAUAGACAGUUUGUUGACCGGCCCCGCUGCGAACAACACGAUCCUGCUGAACAAUCUGCCCCCGCAGCAGCAAGUGGCGCCCAACUCCUACCUAACGAACAAUUUCAACGCGGCGCUGCUGCUGCACCGGCAGAUUUUCGGCGGGUACACGGACUUCCUGCUCUACCCGUACCAGACGAGUUUCCUGUACCCCGGACUGCACAGCAUCAUAAACCCGGUGCCGCUGUUUCGCGAGCCGGAAACGGCCGCGGCGAAAAUCGAGCCUUCGUGCGCGUUUUGCGAUGGACACUUCAAAUCGCCGGUGUGCCUGUUUUACGCCAAGUUCGACGCCAAAUUCGGCAACAAGCAGCUCAGGUACAGCAAAAUCGAGUGCAAGAACAAACCCAACGUUUGCGUGUGUUGCGACUACACGACUGAAGAAGAAGAAGACGUGGAGGAGUUCAACGAAAGAGACAGUAAAGACGAUAAGGAUCAAAUAAAAAGUAAGAUACAGGCGGGUUGGUUCGGGAAAGGGUACAAAAAGUAUAAGAGGUACAAAAAGAAAUCGAUUUGAAUUUAUUUUUCUGCAGUAUUAUUACAUUUCGUUAUUGUGUUUAGUGAACGUAUUUUCGUGUCUGUACCUAAUUAUUUUUAAUCUGUGUGAUUAUGUACAUUAUUUUAUAUAUUUCCCUUUUUUUACAUUUUUCUUUAAUAAAACAACAAUUUUUACUAAACUUUUGUUUUAUUGCCAGCUGAAUGCCGAAUAAAAGUCAAAAGAAAAAACAAUAAAAAACGUAA